Messenger RNA from Epinephelus fuscoguttatus (brown-marbled grouper), 2107 nucleotides. RefSeq names its product sterile alpha motif domain containing 7 (gene samd7). Bases 139 to 1701 code for a protein of 520 amino acids. The record is from RefSeq and is a predicted model, not a curated record. Gene Ontology annotation, molecular function: protein binding. NCBI's taxonomy places the organism in Eukaryota, Metazoa, Chordata, Actinopteri, Perciformes, Serranidae. The transcript has 9 exons.
AGAGAGGCAGUCUGUCAGCUUGUCAGAAGGUUUUCUGUUUGCUUUUUUUUCACUUGAAUUGGGACAAAACCAGUUCCAAGCUCUGCACACUGGUGUGAACUUGAAGUGGUCAGGUGGAGGUCAAAGGUCGUGUGUGUCAUGACCCCACGGGAGCAGCUGAGGAAGAUGACAGCGAUGGGAGAGCAGGGGGCUUUGGAUGAGAAACACUGGUACCGUCUGGUCAACGGCAUGUCAGCUGGAGAGCUGCGGCAGAGGCAGGAGCUGAUAAUGAGGAACCAGAUGGCCAUGGCUCCACAGAUCCUCGCUCAGGGGCAGCAGAGGUUACAAGGGGUCCCAACGCAGUUUGAGCCUCGCUUCAUGGAGAGAGAGCUGGUUCCCCCCUCCGAGAUGGUAGCCUCUGAUGCCAGGCAGAUGCACAUGGGACCUCACCUUGGUCCACCUCUCCCUCCCCAUGCCAAUGUCCUGCCUGGAAGAGCUUUUCCUGGAGCAGCUGGCUAUGGCUUCUUGCCCUCGGAGCCCAUGGAAACAGUUGCCCGGCGACAGGAGCUUAUCCACAAGCAAAAUAUAGCCAGAAUGGAGAUGAAUGCCAUCCUGCACCAGAAGGAGCUGGAGAACGCCCACCAGAAGGGAUUUAUGGGAAUUGAUAACCCCAUGUCAUACCCUCCCAACCCCAUGGCAUUCAGAGGCCGUCAGCGCAUGCCAGACGGCCAUGAUGUCUUUGUCCAUCGUCCCACCCUCGAUGAACUGCACUCAAACAGCAUCCUCAUGUCAGCCAGCCCUUACCCACCCAUCAGCACGCUGCACAGAGAGAGAGGACGCAGGGCCGGCAGGAGGCCAACCGUUCACAAGAGCGCAGAGAGCCAUGUGUCAAACCUGAAAGGCCAAACUGAAGAUAAAAGUGUAGAGCAGAGCCCAGGAGCCACAUCAGGGGAGGAGAAAGAGGUGGAGGCAAAGGGAGACAUGGGAGAGGAGUGUCCCACCAGUAAGACGCAUCAUCAAGUAAAAAUAGACUCUGAACUGGCCGCAGGAAGCAGGAAGAACUACAAAGAGGGGGAGCCGGGCCUGCGUAAAGCCUGUGUGAACAGUCAAGAUGGGUCAGAUGUGACCAACAACGGUGCAAAUGAUAAAGACAUAUCCAGCCAGUGUUCAGCUUUCCAGGAGAAGUUCAUGUAUCCCUCAGCUGGUGGUGGCAUGCCUUACAUGUUCCCAGUCCCUGGAAAUGGUUUCCUCCCACCAGGUCCACCCAAUCUCUUUCUUAAUGGUGAUGAGGUGUCUGAAGACAUAAGGAAGUGGACAGUGAAUGACGUUUACAACUUCAUCAACAGUAUACCAACAUGUUCAGAAUAUGCUCAGACGUUCAAGGACCACAUGAUUGACGGGGAAACGCUGCCCCUCCUGUCAGACGAGCAUCUACUGGACACACUGGGGCUCAAACUUGGACCAGCUCUUAAGAUCCGCUCACAGGUGUCCAGGCGCCUGGGCAACAUGUUGUACAUGAUGAACCUGCCACUCCCUGCUUCCACCCUGCAAACCACUCCUGAGAAGCCCAUUGACCGCUCAUCUGAGAUCGGCUCUCCUGUGAACUGCAACAGUGAGGAGAUGAUGGCGAGUCCAAGAGACCCCGAUGUCCUAAAAUCCACAGAGCACCUGCACGAGACAGAAAACAAUUCCCCUCCAUCUGCCAGCAGCGAGACAGCCUGAUCAGAACUGGUAAUGUGGACAAAUGCAAAUCUAACCAGGCCCAGUGUGCACCUACGUGACUCUACCUGAACUGCCACUGUGGUGGAUUUGUUUACAUAACCGGAUUGAUGGCGCUUUUUUUUGUUUUUUUUGUUUGCUACCUGGAUGUUUAAUGCACGAGUUCACACUAGGCCCAUGUGUCUGCUAAAUAUUUGUAUUUUACAUUAAUAUGUACAUAUACGUUUAACAACACUUGAGUGACACUAAUGCGUGUUAUGAGACGAUAAGAAGGUCCAGUAUUAUGUUUCUUUUCUUCUUUUUCAUUACAGGCCUCUAAAUGUCUGAUCAUAGCUUUAAACUCUUUUAUUUUUUUAAGCUGCUAAGUGUCAUUUCUCCAGUAGGCCAUCAUAAGGACCCUAGAAAUCAC